GUCUGGCUGGCACACGGUGGCUGCUGCCUAUUCUCUCUGCUGCCCCUAGCGGCUCUCAGCUGGAGCUGCAGUUACUGGGCGGAUUUGCUUCCUGUGCCGGACACACAGGGGGAGCCCGCUCCCUCCGCCGACGCAGGGUCAGACGGAUGGAGUCCCAGGGACAAGUACAGAGCAGUGCGGUGCGGGCAGAUUUUGGGGCUUAUUCUCCUCCUGGGUCCACUCGGAAGCGUCACAUCCGUUUUGCAGCACACCAUGACAUCAUCCUGCUGCGUGAGGUCAUCCACCACAACCCGUUCUGGGUGCGAGAGUUCGGCCAGGUGUGGGCGGCGGUGGCGGAGAGAAUGAGCAGCGCCCUGCAGGGAGAGGGAUUUGAGGUGGACGGGAGGAGAUGCAGAGAGAGGACUGCUCUACUACUGGACUAUUAUAAGAGGCAGAACUUCGCUAUGCUGCGCAGGGGUGGCACAGAGGCUAUGUAUAUGGAGAAGGAGGAUUUGCUACAGAAAAUUCUGGAACUGGAGUCCGAGAAAAGAGAAGUUGGCUCUGAUCCACGGCAUAGGGACCCUCUCAGAGACACCAUGUCAAUUACCGUCACCGAGGAGACACUACGCAGGGCACAGGAGGAAGCGUCGGCUCCACCUGUUAUGGAAUCCAAAAUCGAAGAAAACAAUAUGGGGGAGAGACUGACCAGGAAGCAGGAGUGUGAAGGAUGCUGCAGUGCAUACGCUCGGAUUCUGCAACACCUGGAGCGGCGAGCUGAAGCGGAGCAGCGUCUGCGGGAAGAGGAGCUAGCGCUACGUCGAGAAGAACUGCAGCUACAGAGAGAGAGAGCAGCAUUGGAGAGAGAGAGGCAGGAGGCUGAGCGUAGAGAGAGGGAAAGAAGGUUUGAACUAGAAAGAGAGGAGAGGCAGGUCAUAUUGGAAAUAUUGAGAGAGAAGAUGAUUAAGUGACAGUGACAAGUCUGUUACAAAAAUACACUAGUGAAAGGCAGAUAUACUGAGAAAGACAGGACCAGUGAGUGUGUCUGUGUAGCAGGGUCACAGAUAGGGAAAGCAGAUCACGCUGGUUUUAGUGCAAGGAGGGGGAGGUGAGAAACUUAAUGUAGAUGACAAGACAAAGCAAAAAUGAAACACAAAAAGAAACAAAAACUAGAAAAUAAAGCAAAACCUGCUCAAUGAAAUGGAACAGUGUGAAAUAGUAUUACAGGUGUAUCAAUGUCAAGAGUGCGAGGGAGAGGACACAGAGAAAGUAACUAAAUAGUAAUAGACUAUAUGUAUUUUGAAUUUACUGUAACUAAGAACAAGAAAGUGACAGGAAUAAAGGGACCAGGUUUUAGCUCUUACUGCUAGUAAAAGAAUAAAACCACAGAAUGCUGACCCCAAGAACACACCUCGCCAAAAUAUGUAUGUACAGAAUUAUAUAUAGUUAUUUUGAUAGAGGCAUAUAUUUCAGCCACCUCUGUUAUGGGUCAUAGGGUCGACCUGAGUAACAUAGACAGUCAUUAGGUUGACAUCAAAAGGUCGACAGACACUUGGUUGAUAUGGCAAAAAGGUCGAAUUGUAAACAGUCGACACAUGAAAAUGUCGAUGUUAGUUUAUUAAUGUGGCAUUCACUCCGUAAAGUGGCCAGGAACCCGAAUUAGUGUACCGCGUGAUGCGAGCAAGGUGCCUUGUUCCGCUGCGCUUGGCACAGAUUACUAUUCCCAAUCGGAGUCCUUGUGGAUGGUAAAGUAUGAAGGAUUGAAAAUGAAAGAAAAUUGUAAAAAAAACUCAUGUUGACCUUUUGUCCAUGUCGACCUAAUGCAUGUUGACCAAUAGUGGCUGACCUAAUGACUGUCGUCCUUAGUUAUGUCGACCUAGCAUCCGGAUACCCUCUGCACAGGCACUGAGGUGACUGAACUACUCCAUAAAGUUUUUUAAAAUAUGUAAAUAUUGUAUAUAUUUUAUUUUAUGCGUAACAGACUAAUAAAUAUAUACACUGUUAUGAAUUUUCUCUGAAAAAUUAACCAGGUAUGUGUCAAGUGGUAACAGAAAAUAUUUGUUAAAACGUGAGUUACUGUUUAUGUGUUUCCCUCUGAGUUACACAUUUUACUGUUACCCAGUUCAGGGGAAAACCUUGUUUCAGAUGGCACAUUACUAAUAGAGGCAGAGAUAAGGGUCUCACCUCAUAGCCCGAAUCUCUUUUCUCUACCUCUCCAUCUCCUGGAACCUUGAUCUCCGUGACUGAUAUGACUAGUGGAAUAGGUAUAAGAAAGUAAUAGAAAUUACUAUCAACUCUACUUACAGUUUUAGUAAUUUCACUCAUCAUGUAGCGAACACAAGGGAAGGCACGUGAAUGGAAUGUCAUACUUCCUGCAAUCAGGGAUUGUAGUGUGAGUACAGGAGGUCCUAUGGAGUGGUGGGAUGCUGAGGAGCUGUGGAUGUCAAUAGCCAUUCUAAGUACACACUGAGAUAUUCUAUUGUAUUGAAAUGUUGUUCUAUACCCCUUUCACACACAAAAUGAAAUUACCGGGUGAAGAAGUUCUACCUGGUAAUUUCACGAAAAACACGGGUCCUUUUUCUGUGUGAAACGGUCAACUCGGGUUGAAAUUCCCGAGAUUUCGACCCAGGAAGUUACUAGGGUUGGAGACACGGGAAUUUCAACUCAGGUUGACCCUUUCACACAGACAAAAACCCGUGUUGAUCCGCAAAUUACUGGGUCGAAAUCCUAGACUCGGUAAUUUGCUUCUCUGUGAGAGGGGAGGUAAGACAGAACCUGGCAACACGAACUGUCACUGAAAUGCAAGAUAAUUGCUGGGCUUUCUGUCUGAAAAGGGUAUUAGUGACUGGUUUGUGUGCUGCACAUAAACCGAUGACUAGUACAUACUCUUUAGUUUAACAUGUAGAUUACGCUGUUCCAUGACUUGAAACAAUGUAAAGCAAAUUAGCUUUAUAUAUAUGAAAUGAAGGUAGAAACCUCUUUAGAGAGCGUACUUCAUGAUGCUUACGUGCAAUUUGGAUGCAUGUAAACGGGAUCUAGUUGGUAACUCAACGUUUAGGAUGCCGGCGACCAGAACAUAGGCAUUGGUAUCACAACAGCCAGAAUCCCUGGAGGGAUAGCGUUAAUCUGAGGGAGGGGAGGGCUAGGGUUAUUCUGUGGAAUGGUUAGGCUGCAGGGAAGGUUAGGGUUAGUUAACCUUCCAAAAAGUGUCGGUAAUCUGACCGUCUGGAUGCCACUGUCGGUAUUUUUACCACCGGCAUCCUGACUGUCAGGAUCCCGUACCCAACCCAUUAAACCGUGUAUACACUAGUCUAGGGCAUCUUCUGUAUCUAUACAUUAAAUGUAAAUAAUUGCAUUGAGACAUGGAACACAGGAUCCAGUUGUUCUUUUAUACAAUGAUCUUGUUUUUUUUUUUUUUUUCUGUUUCAUUAUUGAUAAGUACACUGAAAGCUUAAAAUGUUUGCAUAAGAACAUAAUAUGGACCAAACAAACCCACAAAGUAAUACCGAUUGCGGACAUUGUUACAAUUGCUUAGAGGGGUAUUGGGUUUCAACAAAAUAAAAAUAUUUUUUAUUUUAUUUAUGGAGAUGAUUUAAAUAAUGUUGGAACUCGUUACAUAAUUUUGUAACCUAACAUUCUACUCAGUCUUCAUUACUUAGGGGGUAUCCAAUUAGCCAUGAUUCGCGAUCACGGUUAAUGUUAUCACACCUAUCUUCCGAAAAAUCGGGUUAUCGCAGCCUGCCCGCUCCCGUUUAUCUCACCUAUCCUAUUCCAAAACAGCGAUGACGGGAAUUGCGCGAUAAUUCUAGCCGGCAAAAGCUGAGAUAAGUAUAAGAGAAAGUGGGGAAAUCUGUCUGUACCCCCCAAAAAGACAAACUAACACAGGAAAAUGUUAUAGAAGUCUAUUAGUGGCCAUAAUAAAACUAUUUGGUGUAAUUAAAUUGGGUCAAAUGGCUGUUAUAUGUCUUUUUUUUAAAUGUGAAAAAAUUAUAGAAAGCAAGUUUUUUUUUCAGCAAAAUAAGUGCUCUCAUUAAAUUAGGGGUACAUUAAAUUGGUAUAAGCAUAUAUUUGGGUCAUUUUAGGGGACUGAAAAAAAAAAGUGGAAACAGACCGAUUACUCCCACCUGCAACUCUAAAAGCACUUGUCCCACUCAUUAAGCACCCUAGUAUACCUGUCACAUACCUUGAACCCCAGUCUCAAUCACUUUAAAAAAAAUUGUCCCCAAAAAUGACGUCAUUAUUGGCUAAUUAAAAAUAAUUCAAAACUUCUACGUGCCUAAUUAGUCAUUCAGGGGGGUGUCCCAGGGGUUCAGAAUCAAGUCCCAACAUUUUUACCUUAAAAUAGGGAUUUUGCACUACUUAUCACCAGCUCUAAGCUGGUGAACAGAAAUCUGCGAUAAUUUAUUGCCGCUAAUAGGAUACAAAUUAUCGCAUUUGCGAUCAUUUUUCACGAAACGGCGAUAUCGCAGCUAAUUGGAUACCCUUCUUAGUGUUAUCUGUUGCUUUAUGGGUACAUAACCAUUUGAAAUUUAUUUGAUGCUAUCAUGUGUUCAGCUGCAUUCACCUAAUAGUGGUUACAGUUUAAACUGGUCUAAUCCUAUAGAUCUUUAUGUCAUCUGUCCUGUCUACGAUCAUUGACAUUUGUUACAUAACCUAGUUGGACCUGAAUGCUGCUUGGAGUAUGUUUGGUUCGGACUUCACAUUAAAACAGUGACCUCUGUCAUCAAUCCGAUUAAGCUGUGGUGACUAUAUGGUGAAUACAGUUGAAUACCUAUGCGUAUUGGGAGAGGGGUGGGUACAAGAGAAGCAAUUAGGGUAUGUACCCUAAAACAAGUUAAUACAGUUACGUAUUUUGUUGUUGUCAUGUCUCCAUGAGGUUUGCACAGGACAAAUAACGUGUAAUGUUUGGUUAUUAGGGAAAUAGUCAUUUAAUACGUUAGGCUUUUAUGGAUCUACAGUUUACAUACAUUACUUUUUUCAUAUGACUAAAAUAAAUAA
This is a messenger RNA of Pseudophryne corroboree (corroboree frog), 4974 nucleotides long. Its product is annotated as trichohyalin-like. The transcript is spliced from 4 exons. The record is from RefSeq and is a predicted model, not a curated record. Lineage: Eukaryota; Metazoa; Chordata; Amphibia; Anura; Myobatrachidae. The coding region runs from base 147 to 947 and encodes 266 amino acids.